Molecule: messenger RNA, 2098 nt
Organism: Anastrepha obliqua
Lineage: Eukaryota; Metazoa; Arthropoda; Insecta; Diptera; Tephritidae
Product: proton-coupled amino acid transporter 1
Exons: 6
Coding region: 480-1895 (471 amino acids)
Biological process (GO): amino acid transmembrane transport
Cellular component (GO): vacuolar membrane
Molecular function (GO): amino acid transmembrane transporter activity
Source: RefSeq, a predicted model, not a curated record
GGCGCGAUAAAGACGCGUAACGUUAAAAAGUAACAAAAUUAAAAGCUUAUACAAGUGCCAGCGCAUACAUAUGUACAUACAUGCAUAGGUGUAAAAUAAAACUUAGCACUAUAAAGAGAGUAAUUAAAUAGCAAAUGUUUUGAUUUUGAUAAAUGGAAAAAUGCUUUAUUAGGUUUGCGAGUGAGUGCAGGUGAAAAACAAUAAUUUUCUGGUUAUGCGCCUGGUUUGCGAACUCCAAUUGUGUUUGAGAACAUUUUUUGUGUAUAAUUAAAAAAAAAAUUGCUAUACAAAUAUAACAAAAGCGAGUGGAAAUAAAAAUAAAACUACGUAGCAGCGAGCAAAACAGAAUAAAAAGAAUAUAUUUUUGUUUCGUUAUUAUGAACUGCCAAUAAGUCAAAGAAGCUGAAAUCAGAACUCGUUUGUGCAAAUAAAUAAACAAUUGGUUCAACAAAAGAAUUAAGAGCAAAGCAGGCACAAAAAUGAUUGUGGAAAGUGAGAAACAAACGUAUACUGCGGUACCGAGUGACAAUAGGCCCGGUGAAAAUAUUACUACCAAAACCGUUAUGGCUGCACCAUCCCAGAAAAGUGAUGUGGAAAAAACAGUGAAACUUGAACCAAAGAGAGCUAGUGAAAAUGCACCCGAACAUCCGCCGACGAGUUAUGCGACUACGCUGAUACACAUCUUCAAGGGCAAUAUUGGACCCGGCCUCUUCGCUAUGGGCGAUGCCUUUAAAAAUGGCGGCCUAGUUUUGGGACCCAUUCUGCUUGUGGUGAUUGGUGUUAUAGCCGUGCAUUGUCAACAUGUGCUCGUGAAUUGCUCUGAAAAGAUGCGAACUCUAACGAAUGGCUUAGUAUGCGCCGACUAUGCCGAUACAGUGGAGCAAUGCUUCGCCAAUGGGCCGAUCAAAUUACGCACCUGGUCGAAAAUGAUGAAAACCAUAGUUAAUAUUUUUAUUUGUGUUACCCAAUUGGGGUUCUGCUGUGUCUACAUGGUUUUCAUUAGUACAAAUAUGAAACAGAUCUUCGAAGCUUAUAAAAUCGAAAUAGACGUGCACUAUAUGAUGCUAAUAAUAUUCGUGCCCAUCUUACUUACCUCGCUGAUAACAAACUUGAAGUGGCUGAUGCCAGUUUCGUUGAUCGCCUCCCUUUGCAUGAUUUUCGGUUUGUCCAUUACAAUAUUUUACGCCCUAAAGGAUGGUCUACCCAGUCCGUCGGAGCGCGUACUUUAUAAUGAUGGUCCGCAUUUGGCACUCUUCUUCGGCACGGCCAUCUUUGCUUUUGAGGGCAUCACUUUGGUGCUGCCACUGCGCAAUGCUAUGCGCAACCCAACGGAUUUUGCACGCAAAAUGGGCGUCCUAAAUACGGGCAUGUGCUUGGUGACAUUUAUGUUUUUAUUUGCCGGCUUUUUGGGCUUUCUUAAGUGGGGUGAGGAUGUGGGUGGCAGUUUGACGCUGAAUCUUGGCGACACAAUCUUGGCGCAAUGCGUGAAGGUAAUGGUGUCGGCGGGUGUGAUGCUCGGUUAUCCGCUGCAAUUCUUUAUCGCCAUACAGAUUAUGUGGCCGAAUGCAAUGCAACUUUUGCACUUGCAAAAUCGUCCCUUCUCCGGUGAGCUGCUCUUCCGCACUGUUAUGGUGGUGGUCACGUUAUCCAUUGCUGAGUUGGUACCCGCUUUGGGUCUCUUCAUGUCCCUCAUCGGCGCGUUGUGCUCCACUGCGUUGGCGUUGGUAUUUCCACCGAUGAUUGAAUUGCUGGUGAAGCGCGAUGAUAAUAAAGGACCUGGCGUUUGGCUAUUCACCAAAAACAUUUUGAUACUCGUAUUGGCGUUGUUGGGCUUCUCUACUGGCACCUAUGAAAGUUUAUCACAAAUUGUAUCACAUUUUAAUGAAAUGGAAUAACAUUUAAGUAAUGCUGUGCAAACGUGCAACUCGAAUAGGUGUACUUUUAUAUGUAGAAUAUAUUGUAUGUAUGUAUGUAUAUUUCUAGCUAAAAUAAGUUUUUGAAUUUAUAAGCAUAGAAGGAAAUGAGAAUGUUUAUGUGCCAAAUGUGAUUUUAGUGAUACGAUUUGUCAGGUAUCAACUUAACUCAUUUUUAAUUUUUA